Messenger RNA from Penicillium salamii, 1719 nucleotides. NCBI's taxonomy places the organism in Eukaryota, Fungi, Ascomycota, Eurotiomycetes, Eurotiales, Aspergillaceae. The record is from the annotation of a GenBank genome assembly.
AUGAGCACACGCCGUGCUUCUAGCGAUGAGACUCUCUCAGUGCAAUCUGAGAAGAGUCAGCCUUCUCCAGAGGAACCUACCGUCGUUGCUCCCGAAACCACCGCGCCUCUCGACCGGACCCCCUCACAAGCUGCCAGGAUGGGCAAGAAGAAGAUCAUUGCGGUGAUGACUGCGCUAUGUACUAUCAUUUCGACCGCCCUUCCUACAAUCGCCAAGCAAUUUGGGGCCUCGGAAAGUGGUUUCUCAUGGAUUGCAUCGUCAUACCUGCUGGCAAAUGCCGCCUGUAUUCCCUUGUGGGGCAAGAUCAGUGACAUCUGGGGAAGAAAGUACAUUAUCUUAAUGGCCAAUGUUGCCUUUCUGGUGGGCAGUUUGGUCUGUGCCCUGGCAAAGAACAUGGCUAUGAUCCUGGCUGGUCGAGCCAUUCAAGGUGUGGGUGGUGGUGGCAUCAUCAUUCUGGCCAACAUCAGUGUCUCAGAUCUAUUCAGCAUGAGGGAUCGCCCGAUGUACUAUGGCCUUUUUGGUGCAACCUGGGCUAUUGCAGGUGCCUUGGGUCCUAUUGUGGGUGGUGCUUUCACUACCCGAGUGUCCUGGCGCUGGUGUUUCUAUCUGAACCUUCCUAUUGGAGGUUUCUCCCUGAUCAUCCUGAUCCUCUUCCUUCACAUCGAGUCUCCCAAGACCCCGUUGCUGGCUGGCCUUCGCAACAUUGAUUGGGUCGGCACAUUCCUGAUCAUCGGUGGAACCUUGAUGUUCCUCUUUGGUCUGGAGUUUGGAGGUGUCAACUAUCCCUGGGCCUCUGCGACGGUGAUCUGUUUGAUCGUCUUUGGUGUCUUGACCUGGGGCCUUGCAAUGAUGUACGAGUGGAAAGUCGCCAAAUUCCCAAUUAUUCCCGCGCGGCUGUUCAAUGAAUGGUACAACAUUCUCAUUCUGAUGGUCUGCUUCUGCCACGGCUUCGUCUUCAUCGCCGGUACCUACUACCUCCCCCUCUACUUCCAGACUGUCCUGCAAGCGUCCCCAAUUCUCAGCGGUGUCUAUGUCUUACCUUUGGUUUUGUCACUGUCAAUCACGUCUGUCUUCACUGGUAUCACCAUGAAAAAGACAGGUCGCUUCCGCGAGCUGAUUAUCGCCGGAAUGUUCUUCAUCCUCCUUGGAUUCGGUCUAUUCAUUGACCUCAAGUCUUAUGCUUCCUGGCCUCGCAUAAUCAUCUACCAGAUCAUUGCUGGUGUCGGCGUUGGCCCCAACUUCCAAGCCCCCCUUGUCGCAUUCCAAGCCAACAUCCGUCCGGCGGAUAUGGCCACUGCAACCGCUACAUUUGGUUUCAUCCGCCAACUCUCUACGUCGAUGUCAGUGGUUCUGGGAACCGUCAUUUAUCAAAACGUCAUGGCCCAACAGUCCGACGCACUUAUUGCAGCUGUUGGCCGUCAAAACGCUGAAGCCAUCUCCGCCUCCUUCUCCGGGCCCUCCAAAGAGCUCCUCUCAAAAUUAUCCUCCUCCCAGCGCGAAGUCGUUUUCGGAGCCUUCACCCACUCCCUGAACCGCAUGUGGAUCUUCUACACUGCCGUCGCAGGCGUCGGCUUCAUCCUCUCCCUGUUCAUUCGCCGCCGCGAGCUGAGCACCCAACACACCGUCCAAAAGACUGGUCUCGCCGAGCAAGAGCGCGCCCGCCAGGAGUUGAUCGACUCUGAGCGUAAGGCUGCCUCGAAGCCUGAGACGGAGGUCUAA